This is a messenger RNA of Coregonus sp. 'balchen', 15058 nucleotides long. The record is from the annotation of a GenBank genome assembly. Lineage: Eukaryota; Metazoa; Chordata; Actinopteri; Salmoniformes; Salmonidae.
AUGAAGGUAAAGGCAGACUCAUGCUUGCAGUGUUUGAUGUAUGAUUCCUACGUGAUAGUCAGUGGCUUGGCUUAACAAACCCAGUCAGCUGUGCAGACGUUAUACUGCCACCUAGCAGACAAUACCUCCCGAGUGGCGCAGUGGUCUAAGGCACUGCAUCGCAGUGCUAGCUGUGCCACUAGAGAUCCUGGUUUGAAUCCAGGCUCUGUCGUAGCCGGCCGCGACCGGGAGAACCAUGGGGCGGCGCACAAUUGGCCCAGCGUCGUCCACGGUAGGGGAGGGAAUGGCCGGCAGGGAUGUAGCUCAGUUGGUAGAGCAUGGUGUUUGGGUUCGAUUCCCACGGGGGGCCAGUAUGUAAAAUAAAAAUAAUGUAUGCACUCACUAACUGUAAGUCGCUCUGGAUAAGAGCGUCUGCUAAAUGACAUUUAAAAAAAUAAAAAAUACCUGUCAGGUCUGGCACAACUCUUACUAAUAGUGGUCAAGUAGGCCUAUAUCAUGGCUUCUAAAUCUUGUUUUGGUGCAAUGGGACUUUGAACACAUGCCUUCUGAGACAUACACAUGAAACACACACACACAAAUACGCGCACACACACACUCUCACUGUUCUCUCUGCUUCCGUACGGCAAGCGGUACUGGUGCAUCAAGUCUGACAACAGUCUCCUGAACAGCUUCUAUCCCCAAGCCAUAAGAUUGCUAAAUAGCUAACUAAAUAGCUAGCAAAAUGGCUACACUGACUAUCAGAGUUGACCCUUGAGUUGACUCAUUGUACACUCUCAGGGCCCUACACACUCACGCACACUGACACUCCAACACACACAAGCACUCACUCCAUCAUUUGAUCACACACACAUACUGUAAUACGCACUUACAUUUAUACUGACUUUACACACACCCACUCACAUACAAUGAUCAUAUACGCUGCUGCUACUCUGUUUAUCAUAUAUCCUGUUGCCUAGUCACCUUACCCCUAUACAUAUCUACCUCUAUCACUCCAGUAUCCCUGCACAUUGUAAAUAUGGUACUGGAACUGACUGACCCUGUAUACAGUGUGCUUACUUCCUGUACUUUCUCGUGUUCUUCUUAUUUCUUAUUUUUAUUUUCUCGUGUUUUUGUUCUACCUUAUGUUAUUUUUUCUAUUACAUUGUUAUUGAUUACUGCAUUGUUGGCAUUUCAUUUUACUUGUGCGUGUGACAUUGAAACUUGAAACACAGAGAGAGAGAGAGAGAGAGAGAGAGAGAGAGAGAGAGAGAGAGAGAGAGAGAGAGAGAGAGAGAGAGAGAGAGAGAGAGAGAGAGAGAGAGAGAGAGAGAGAGAGAGAGAGAGAGAUAGAGCAAUUCACUCUUAGCAGUAAAACGCGUUUAAUGUUUUUAUUCAGUGAGCUGAUAUACUGUAUAGCCUGAGCUCUGUUAGGAUCUUCUAUCCAAGUUGGUUUAUGGUUAAAUGAUGAACAUAUCUAUAACGUGUGGUGGCACUUAUAGCCUAACGUUAUAUUUCCCCCUCUCCUCACACAGCUCUGCUUCCCUUCAGAUGGAUGUGAGAGAGAGCUGUGCUUUCCACGCUUGGUUUUGAAGUGUUCUGAGACGGGAGAGAAAGUGGCAGCUCUUUAUAGUGGAAUAACUUUAUAGAUCAUCAAAGCACAGCACUUUUACCACUGGCAUAGCAGAAAUAACAGCAGAAAAUGCAUACAGAACACCAGGGCCAUGUUCAGUACGAAAAAGUUUUGAAACGUUGCAGAUAGAAUGCUAUGAAUAGAGCCAAGUUGAUUAUGUAUUCUACAUGUCAGAGAGGCAUGUUUGUUAUAGCAUAUUUCUAUCUGAAAGUAACAAAACAUUGCGUCCUGCUGAAUGUGCCCGAGAGUCAAGGUUAAGGAAGGAAGGGAGACUUGGGAUGAGGAGAUGUUGACAUUGACAUGUAGUUAAAUCUGGUGGUAAAAUAUAUGGUGGUAAAACUUCAUAAAAUAAGAAAUAGAUUCACUGUCAGUUCAAAGAUGAUUAUAUGAAAAUGGAACGAACUGUUUAUUUCGGUUUAAUUUAACCUGGUAUUUCAAACACUUACCAUAGUUCUUCCAUGCACCUAACUCCACCUGAUCAUCACAAAUCUGUAUUGGGCACAGCAUUGAUCAAAAUCCAAGUGGGACACACAAUCAAAAUUAGAUCACUGUGUACCAGGUGGCUGGUUGGUGAGGGACACAGCGCGCGGGAAGAAGCUCUUCAGGUGGCAGGUGGUUUUGGUCAUGAUUGACCAAAUCACAACUCCUGACCAACAUGCAAGUUAUAGCCAUAUAGAUGGAUAUAGAAGUAAUAUCUGCGCCAUUAAAGUGUCUGUGACAGCAUAGCCAUUAAGGUUACAACCCAUAGGACUCCCCACCCAGUUGACUACUUUGACUACUUAAAAUGGCGGAAGCAUAGUGGAAGUCCUUUAUCAUUGUCUAUGGUUAUAGCACAAGUUUUAAAACAGGAAGCAGGAAACUGUAUAGGGAAGAAGAGUUAACAGCUCUACAUUGUCACCCUGUGGUGAGAGAACAGUAUAGUGUCUUUAUCUGCUCGGGUAGGUACCUUUGGGACUGCAUGCCUGGGUCUAACAGGCUUGGGAAGAGUGACCAUUAUGGACAACUGCAGAUAUUUACAUAAGUGGAGAGAAAUUAUGUUGUUAGAAUUCCACAGGUUGGCAGUAAUGGUUUGUGUAAUUAGAUGAAGCAAUUUCCCAGCCGAUAUUAUGAUAAUCCAUUUUUAUUUAAAUUCCAUUCGAACAACUUAGUUGACUUUAAUGUAAUGACAGCUCACAGCACUCUCUCUGAUUAACUGUUACUCUUCAGUAUGUGUGUGUGUGUGUGUGUGUGUGUGUGUGUGUGUGUGUGUGUGUGUGUGUGUGUGUGUGUGUGUGUGUGUGUGUGUGUGUGUGUGUGUGUGUGUGUGUGUGUGUGUGUGUGUGUGUGUGUGUGACAUUAAAGUGGAGAAAUCCAGAGUGAAUCCCUCUUGCCCCAAACAGGGAGCCAUCAGGGCAGUCUGAUUCUAACUAUUAUCAGUCCUUAGCCACCAGGCAUCCUGCCCUGUCAUCAGUGUUGACUUUCACUGCAAGGGCACUUUCACCCAGAAGACACACAGACACAGACAUACAGACACACAGACACACAGACACACAGACAAACACACCCACAUACAGUGCUAUAAAAAAGUAUUUGCCCCCUUUCUAAUUUUCUCUUCAUUUGCAUAUUUGUGAUACUGAAUGUUAUCAGAUCUUCAACCAAAACCUAAUAUUAGAUAAGUGAACAAAUAACACAACAAUUACAUAUUUAUUUCAUAAACAAAGUUAUGCAACACCCAAUUCCCCUGUGUGAAAAAGUAAUUGCCCCCUUACACUCAAUAACUGGUUGUGCCACCUUUAGCUGCAAUGACUCCAUCCAAAUGCUUCCUGUAGUUGUUGAUCAGUCUCUCACGUCGCUGUGGAUGAAUUUUGGCCCACUCUUCCAUGCAGAACUGCUUUAACUCAGUGACGUGUGGGUUUUCAAGCAUGAACUGCUCGUUUCAAGUCCUGCCACAACAUCUCAAUUGGGAUUAGGUCUGGACUUUGACUAGGCCAUUCCAAAACUGUAAAUGUGUUGCUUUUUAGCAAUUUUCAUGUAGACUUGAUUGUGUGUUUUGGAUCAUUGUCUUGAUGCAUGACCCAGCUGCGCUUCAGCUUCAGCUCACAGACGGAUGGUCUGACAUUCCCCUGUAGAAUUCUCUGAUACAGAGCAGAAUUCAUGGUUCCUUCUAUUAAGGCAAGUCGUCCAGGUCCUGAGAAAGCAAAGCAUCCCCAAACCAUCACACCACCACCACCAUGCUUGACCUUUGAUAUGAUGUUCUUACUGUGGAAUACAGAGUUUACUUUUUCACACAGGAGAAUUGGGUGUUGCAUAACUUUGUUUAUGAAAUAAAUAUGUAAUUGUUAUUUGUUCACAAAUAUGCAAAAGUAGAGAAAAUUAGAAAGGGGGCAAAUACUUUUUCAUAGCACUGUACAUACAUACACACACACACACACACACACACACACACACACACACCACACACACACACACACACACACACACACACACACACAUACUGUCCUCCCCUUUUCCCUGUCCUUCUCUCCCUCUCCCUAUCUCUCUCUCUCUCUUUUCUGCUGCCCACCCUAAUGUGCAAUCUCUUAAUACUUCCCAUACCCUCUUUUUCUCUCCCUCAACCCAGCUAACAAUUCUAGGGAAAGAGAACGUUUUUGUAAUGUUACCCGUAAUGUUCCCCAGAUGUUUGAGUGUCCAGUUUUCUGUUAGUUAGGGCAACAUUGUCACGCCCUGGCUCUGGGGACACUGUUAUGUUGAGCCAGGGUGUGUAGAUCUAUGUGUUAUAUUUUUAUGUUGGGGGUUCUAGUUCGUCUGUUUCUAUGUUUGCCUGAGUGACUCCCAAUCAGAGGCAACGAGUGUCAGCUGUCGUUGGUUGUCUCUGAUUGGGAGCCAUAUUUAAACUGUAUGAUUUUCAUUCGUGGUUGUGGGAUUUUGUUUCAAGUCUGUUUAUGUUAGACCGUGAACUGUCACGUAUCGUUUGUUGUUUUGAUCGUGUCUCUAAUUAAAGAGUAUGUUUGCCUGCAACGCUGCGCCUUGGUCCUCAUCUGUUCCUGACGAUCGUGACAGAAAAUCCCACCACAACUGGACCAAGCAGCGAGUCGAGGAGCCAUCGCCAGGGAAAUCCCUAGCAGAUCUCCGUGGCAGCCUCGACUGGGUCAAGCCGAGUGAAGAGCAGAGAGAGUGGACUUGGGAACAAUGGAGGAAGAGCUUCGACUGGGUCAAGCCAAUUGAGGAGCUGAAUAGCGGGAGUUGGAGGCAGAAGAGCGAGAGUUGGGCGAGAACUAUAGAGGCCUGGCCCACGGGGAAGAGAGACCCCCAGAAAAUGUUUAGGGGGGGGCUCACGACGUCGGGGCAGCAGGAGGCCGCGAUAGAGCGGUCCAGCGGGUUGGCAGAGGAGGCCGCCAGGUUACGGGGGCCACUGGUCGAAGAGGGGAUGGAAGGUGUAGAGGCACGGCGAGAGGUACUGGGGUGUGUUACCAGUCCGGUCCGGCCCGUUCCAGAUCCCGGUGUAGGGCCAGUGGUGUGUGUCCCCAGUACGGUCCGGUCUGUUCCUGCUCCCCGCACCAAGUCAGUGGUGCGCUUCGUCAGCCCGGCUCGGCCCAUUCCUGCUCCCCGCACCAAGUCAGUGGUGCGCUUCGUCAGCCCGGCUCGGCCCGUUCCUGCUCCCCGCACCAAGUCAGUGGUGCGCUUCGUCAGCCCGGCUCGGCCCGUUCCUGCUCCCCGCACCAAGUCAAUGGUGCGCUUCGUCAGCCCGGCUCGGCCUGUUCCCCGCGCCAAGUCAGUGGUGCGCUUCGUCAGCCCGGCUCGGCCCGUUCCUGCUCCCCGCACCAAGUCAGUGGUGCGCUUCGUCAGCCCGGCUCGGCCUGUUCCCCGCGCCAAGUCAGUGGUGCGCUUCGUCAGCCCGGCUCGGCCCGUUCCUGCUCCCUGCACCAAGUCAGUGGUGCGCUUCGUCAGCCCGGCUCGGCCUGUUCUCCACACCAAGCCAGUGGUGGGCGUCGUCAGUCCGGCACGGCCCGUGCCUGUUCCACUGGUGCCUGGUUCGGCACUGGUCAGAUGUUUUACGCCGGAGCUAGAGCAAUCCGCUCCAUCAGUGUGCAGUCCAGCUCCGGCCAGCGGGGCCAGACCAGACCAGGGGUACUUUGGGGGGUUGGAGAGGGAGCGGGGAUCAGGCCCGGAGCCGGAUCCGCCGCCUAGGCGGAGUGCCCACCCGGUCCCUCCCCUGUGGUAUUUGGUUGACGCGGUCGGAGUCCGCGCCUUUAGGGGGGGGGUACUGUCACGCCCUGGCUCUGGGGACACUGUUAUGUUGAGCCAGGGUGUGUAGAUCUAUGUGUUAUAUUUUUAUGUUGGGGGUUCUAGUUCGUCUGUUUCUAUGUUUGCCUGAGUGACUCCCAAUCAGAGGCAACGAGUGUCAGCUGUCGUUGGUUGUCUCUGAUUGGGAGCCAUAUUUAAACUGUAUGAUUUUCAUUCGUGGUUGUGGGAUUUUGUUUCAAGUCUGUUUAUGUUAGACCGUGAACUGUCACGUAUCGUUUGUUGUUUUGAUCGUGUCUCUAAUUAAAGAGUAUGUUUGCCUGCAACGCUGCGCCUUGGUCCUCAUCUGUUCCUGACGAUCGUGACAAACAUUCUAUGUACGUUAGCAAAAACCUCCUGAGAACCUCUUUAACAUGUUUUGGCAUUAGAGUUAGGAGAACAAAUGUCAAACAGAACAUACCCAGAACGUGGUUGCCAUGUUCUCAGAAUAUCCUAGAUUAAUGUUCAAGACACGUUCCAUUAGAAUGUUGAAAGAACAUUCCUGUGUCCAGUUUUCUGAGGGUAAGGACAAUAUUCCAUCCAUGUCCCACCAAACAUACACAGAACAUGGUUGCCAUGUUCUCAGAAUAUAAGAUAUUAAUGUUCUUGACACGUUUCAUGGGAACUUUGCAAGAACAUUCCUAUGUCCCGUUUUCUGAAAGUUAACGGAAUGGUCUCUUGGAAACAGUCCUUGCACGUCACUGGAACAUUCCUGUGAAAACAGUUAGGUAAAGGGAACAUUCUCUAAAGAUGUGGGAACGUUUGUUGUUAGCUGGGAACUUCCUUUAGUAACCUCUAUGCAAGCCUUUUCUCUGUUGGUUAGUGUGGUGUGAUAUCUGUGCAGCUUUGGGCCCAGACAGGGCUUUGUCUGUGUGUGUGUAGUCUCUGUAUGUUAGUAUUUGACAAACAGUAGCAGUGAAAGGGAGUAAUGAGGGUGAUGAUCUCCAGCCCUCUGAAAAUCAGCCUGUCCCAUCAGCCCUGUCGUCCCAGCAGACAGCCCAUCACGGGGUUAAUAUAUAUAUAUAUUCUUUCACUACUGCACCAUGGGAAUUUCCAUGAAGUCAUCCACCGUUUAUUUCCUGUUGCAGAGUGACAUACAACCCCACUCUCAACUCUAUGGCUCAUCACAGGAAGAGUAAUGGAUUUGGUGCGUGUGUUUGUAUAUGUGUGUUGAGUGUGUGUGCAUGCAUGCUUGCACAUGCACGUGUGUAAGUGUCUGUAUUAAAUGUAUAUACACACAAAACAAUUCAUAAGGCAUUUCCUUCCCUCUUCCAACCCCUUUUAGAGUCACUGCCUGGCUUAGAGACCCCUCAGACCGCCACAUCAACAUGGAUGAAUGUAUCCCGUUAACAAGACUGACUGUUAAAUCCCUGGGGAGUUGCUGUCAUCCGUCUUCGUUAGGGCCAGUGUCCAAUGUCAUCCGUGUGUGAGAGCUUGGCCAGUGGGCGGCAGAUGGGGCAGGUUGGGUCUACUCUUUCUCUUGCGCUCUCUCUCUAUCUAAAGCAUGAAACAGAGAAUCUGACAGCCGAUAGACUGCCAAUAGGUACUUAUCACAGUAGGAGGCCGUUCCUUCUCUUGCUAAAACAAAAUAUGUACCUGGUACCGACUAACCUUCCCUUUCUACUUGUAGAAUAGCAAUGCUCCUCAGUGGCCGACAAAGUGACUUUGAGCCAAUCAGAGAGCACGAACCUCCACGUGGGGGAACCAACAUCAGUGACAACAAAAAGGGGAAAAUGUGUUGGUUUAGUUAACAUUAGCUAGCUAGCAACAACAUUGGCUAUGGGAUGGCACUGGCAGUUUGGGAUUAUGGAGAGUGAAUUAAAUUGUUUCUUCAUCAUCUUGCUAGCUAGUUAUUUAGCUCUGGCCAUCUGGCUAGUAUCAACAUGGGCUUUCUACAACAAUAGCAACAUUUGCGCAGCUAGCUAGCUAGCUAACAUUGGAUACCUACAAAGCAAAAUGCAGAAGUACUAGUGUUGCCAAACUAAGCUUAAGAAUGCAACGCUACUGCCACCUUGUGGUUUGGAAUAUUUUAACAAGGCUGAUGGCUUCAAAGUCUGUGCGGUGUGGACACAAAAGAGAUUGACUGCCGACACUGUUCAGAGGUUAUAAGUACUCUCCGCAAGCAAACGUUUGACAAUCUUACUGGUGUGUGGGAUCCUUAAACCUGCAAUAUGUAACUUUUUGCUUUUUGGAACACCAAACCAAAUUCACAUAGAUAUGUGAGUUAUAGAUAUGUCAUUCUCAUUGAAAGCAAGUCUCAGAAGCGGUAGAUCGUUUCUAUGUGCACUAUUUCUAUGGUUCUUUCGGUUUAGUACACCAGCAUCAAACAGCUGAAAUACAAUAUUUUUAAUAGAUUUCACAGCGGUUUAGAUGCUACGAUGAUUAUCUACACGUUUUGUCACAUAAACUGAAAUUAGGCAAACUAUUUUUUUUGCAACCAGGAAAUGGCAGAGCGAUUUCUGCAUAGUGCAUCUUUAAGUCUCUCUGUCUCUCUCUCUCCUACACUCUCUCUCACUCUUUCCUCCUGGAUCCUUCUCACUGCCCUUCCUGAUUGCCAGAGGCUGCUUUAUAGGGCAGCAAUGAAAUUCACAGCCUGUAAACCCAGAGAAGUGGCUCCUGCCAGGCCCUUAGCACCCUGCAGUGAUCAGGCUGCACUUAAACACAAUAGCUCUCUCCCGUAAUCUUACUUCACACUCUAUGCAGACACAAGAGUCGGAGUGUUGCAAUGUCGUUGUUGUCACAAAAUAUGCUCCGGCAUUCUACAUAAUUUUUUAUACCUGUAAAUUGAGACACACCGUAUCAUUCCUUGAGCAGCCGUGGGGCAGUGUUGUCGCUUAGUUCCUUGUUCUGAUCUGUAGGCUAUGAAUGCUAUUCAUGAAAAUAGCGUGUUUUGCAUUGAUAACCAAAAAUAAUCUCAGCGACUGUUCAAACAGUAAACCAAACAACAAGAAUCCACCCAAAAAGUUAUUUUGUUUAGAAGUAAAUACACUACAUUACCAAAAGUAUGUGGACACCUGCUCGUCGAACAUCUAAUUCCAAAAUCAUGGGCUUUAAUGUGGAGAUGGUCCCCCCUUUGCUGCUUUAACAGCCUUUCCACUAGAUGUUGGAAUAUUGCUGCAGGGAUCUGCUUCCAUUCAGCCACAAGAGCAUUAGUGACUUCGGGCACUGAUCUUGGGCAAUUAGGUCUGGCUCGCAGUCGGCGUUCCAAUUCAUCCCAAAGGUGUUUGAUGGGGUUGAGGUCAGGGUUCUGUGCAGGCCAGUCAAGUUCUUCCACUCAGAUCUCGACAAACCAUUUCUGUAUGGACCUCGCUUUGUUCACGGGGGCAUUGUCAUGCUGAAACAGGAAAGGGCCUUCCCCAAACUGUUGCAACAAAGUUGGAAGCACAUAAUUGUCUAGAAUGUCAUUGUAUGCUGUAGCGUUAAGAUUUCCCUUCACUGGAACUAAGGGGCCUAGCCCGAACCAUGAAAAACAGCCCCAGACCAUUAUUCCUACACCAAACUGUACAGUUGGCACUAUGCAUGAGGGCAGGUAGCGUUCUCAUGGCAUCCGCCAAACCCAGAUUAAUCCGUCGGACUGCCAGAUGGUGAAGCGUGAUUCAUCACUCCAGAGAACGCGUUUCCACUCCACCAGAGUCUAAUGGCGGCAAGCUUUACACCACUGUGCAUGGUGAUCAUAGGCUUAUGUGUGGCUGUUCGGUCAUGGAAACCCAUUUCAUGAAACUCCUGACGAAUGUGCUGACGUUGCUUCCAGAGGCAGUUAGGAACUCUGUAGUGAGUGUUGCAACCGAGGACAUUUUUACGCGCUACGCACUUCAGCACUCGGCGGCCCUGUUCUGUGAGCUUGUGUGGCCUACCACUUCGCGGCUGAGCCGUUGUUGCUCCUAGACGUUUCCACUUCACAUCACUUACAGUUGACCGGGGCAGCUCUAUUAGGGCAUUCAUUUGAUGAACUGACUUGUUGGAAAGGUGGCAUCUUAUGACGGUGCCAUGUUGAAAGUCACUGAGCUCUUCAGUAAGGCUAUUCUACUGUCAAUGUUUGUCUAUGGAGAUUGCAUGGCUGUGUGCUCGAUUUUAUACACCUGUCAGCAAUGGGUGUGGCUAAAAUAGCUUAAUCCACUAAUUUGAAGGCAAUGUAGUGCAUAAUAGUAGCCAUAGGUUUAUUUUUAUUUUUUAUUAAUGCAAAUAAUGUUUUCUGUUUUCACUUAAUACUUUGGGAGACUGGUGCACUUAUAGUCAGAAAGGCCCUUUUCUUGUGUAGGCAACAGUAGACCUACAUGAUUUUCUUCAUAACGCAUUUCAUAUUUAGUGGAGCCUACAUCACACAGUUUUCUUCAGAAUGCAUUUAAUACAAGGUGUCCACAUACUUUUGUAUAUAUAGUGUAACUAGUGAUUACAGGCUAAUGUGAAAUGGUAGAACCUGCUGUAGCCAAAAUAGCCAUGUGCUUUUUUCCCUCUGUGACCAAAACAUGAUACACAAGCAGCAUAUCAAACUGGGAUAAUGUUUUAGGUUACACCGGCAAGUACAAUAAUAUUUGUCAGGGCAUAUCUUUUUAAUUAUAAAUCUGAUUAUUUCACAUGGAUAUGUGGGAAACUAAGAAGGCUAGCUAGCUUGCUAUGUUUUUAGCCAGGCUAAAGCCAGCUAGUCAGGAUGCCAGAGAAAUCUAGCCAGGGAAGGCAACUUUUCCUUGCAUUCACAAAAUGAAAAGACAAGAAUAAAAACGUUGUUAUUUCCCCAUUGGGAGUGGGACUGGCGAGGCUGAUACCAAGUUACCAAAAGGUAUCCAAUACACCAAAAAUCCCACUCCACCCACAUGCGUGCACGCACGUAGAUCUGCCGAUAUCUGCAUUUAUGGCUGUACUGCAGGUAUAGCCAAGGGCCUGGGAAUAGCAAGGAAAUUACUGUGUGUGUGUGCGUGCGUGUGCGCAUGUGUGUGUGUGUGCGUUUGUGUGCGCAUGUUCGGGGUUAUGCCCAUAUUGCUUCUAGCUGUUGGUUUGUUGUCUUGAGCUCAGGGCUCUUAGCCUCGUAAUUACUAAACUGAUUGUAAGCUUGCGAGAAUACCGGAUGGUUGUACAAGCUUACAGGGCUCUGGGUCCAAUCACAAAAUCACUUACAUUCUGAGUCAGCAUUAUGAAACUUUCAUCACAUUGAAACAGUCCUUAUACUGUAGGUCAUCACAGUGCCUGAAACAUUUUUUAAUGUGUUGUAAAGCUCGGCUUUAUUUAACUAUACUGCUAACACUCUAACGCAAUACUUUCUCAGUCACACUCUGCACCCUACUCCGCCACAACGCAUCCCCCAUUCUACCCUUCCACUCUUCACCCUUUCCCGUAGAGCUUAGCAUUGAUUAGUAAUGAUGAUAAGUAUAUAAAGACCAGAUGUAAAACCCCAUCACUCAUAUGACCUCACACACACAAACGCAACCCCUAAUCACACACACACCAGACAGCCUCUCCCACACACAUCGCACUGUCUCACACCCCAUCGACUUUUGGCCAAAUCCAGGUUGGCAGCUGCCCAGCCAAAAUACUGGCAUAUCAAACCUUAAUCAAAUCAAGCCUUAUGGGUGUCUUCCCUGUCCUGUCCGCCAGACUCAGAUAACAAACAUUGUUAACACAAACACCCACAUGAGAAAAGAGAGGAGCCCUGUGGUGGUGGCACACCCAGAUCCUUAACACCCUGUGCUGCUGUUACAUGGUGGUCAGUGGAGGAUGCUGAGGGGAGGAUGGCUGAUAAUAAUGUCUGGAUAGAGCAAUUGGACCGGUAUCAAACACAUAGCAACCAUGUGUUUGAUACCAUUCCACUAAUUCCGCUCCAGCCAUUACCAUGAGCCCAUCCUCCCCAAUUAAGGGACCACCAACCUCCUGUGAUGGUGGGGGUAUGGUAAUCUUGUCCACCAGCCGGCUCUCUAUAUGUGGUACCAAUCGAGCCUGGGAAAGUGGUCAGUUGUGUGGUUGUAGACUUGGAUUGAAGGGUUAACGGCUGAGUAGUUGAGAUGGGGGUUUGCUACCAGAUCUGGGUUGGGUGGGUUCAAGAAGUAAACACUUAAAGCUGGAAUCCUUAAUGGUGAAACUGCCACGUCUGUUUGCGAUAUUACAACAUCAAAUUACUGCAAACAACGAACACCUGCAAGGAAACACGUGCCGUCAUCAUUGCAUUGACAAAAAUAUCAUGCCCCAGCAGUCCUGGGUAUUAGCUGUCCCUCUGUCCCUGGUCUCUUCAGGCCAUUGGGGGUGUGGAGGCUGGCUAAGCCCUGGUUAAGCACCUGCUUGCCCCACGGCACUGGGGUGGGUUUGUAUUAAGCCCAGUGUCAUCGGAUGGACCAGACUGUUUGUGUGUGGAGCAUAACGCCCACUGUCUGAGUGGGAAUUGUGGAAUUCCUUUUUGCCUCUGUUAGCAAUGUGUCCCGACGCUGGCAGAGUGGAACGGAAUGGGACAGGGGGGCUGACCAGUGUCAUUGUUUCAGAAAUACACAGACAGCCAUGGGAGGAGAGGGAGAGAGAGAGAGAGAGAGAGAGAGAGAGAGAGAGAGAGAGAGAGAGAGAGAGAGAGAGAGAGAGAGAGAGAGAGAGAGAGAGAGAGAGAGAGGUAGAGGGAGUGUGUGUACUACUGUUUCAGACUGAUAGCAGCACCGCAGACCCUCAUCAUCAGAGAGAGGAGAGGACACUGAUCCAACCUUGGCAGUAAGUCUCCCGUCUUUCUGUCUCUCUGUGUUUCUGAGCUGUGAAGUGUUUCUCUGUCAAGUGUUUCUCAACUCCCAGCGAUGUGUGUGUUUGUUUGUACCUCAUGAACUAUUUAGUGAGCAUGUUCCUACACUCACCAUGAGGGAGCAGAGACUCCAUUAAAGAGUAAUAAAAUCAAUAGAGACCAGGUAGUGCACAGUGGUAAUAUUUAGAAUACACUCCCUGUAUUAACACAGAUAUCAAUACUUACAUUAAAAUUGUAACGAUAAACAUUUGCCUGAGUUUCAGGCUAAAAUGUUAUCCUGAAUUGAAAUUACUCCUUCCUUCCUUCCUUCCUUCCUUCCUUCCUUCCUUCCUUCCUUCCUUCCUUCCUUUCUUUCAGAACAUGAGCUUGGCUCGGAUCCAUGAUAAACACAAGCUAAAGAAAUACUGGGAGGAGAAAAUCGAAAGUCACAGCGAUAUGAUGGGGAAUGAGGAAUCCAGAAUGAAGAGCAGUGCUUUGUCAAAAUAAGUAUCUCUGUCAAUAGCCACACUGCCUUAUCAACUAUAUACCAUCACUGUUAUGAAGAAUAGUGCUGUAGAAAAGUGGAUUUUCUACAGUGUUUCUUUACUGCAACACAGCCUGUUGGUUUGGUAGCCUAUAAGUAAAUUCUGCAUAGGACAGGAACUAGUCUAAUAUCAGAACCAAUCUCCUCAUAAUGAGCAUCUGUUCUUGAGAUGCUGCUCAGAACUUAACCCACAGUAACCAAGACAACACGCCUUGCACCCUUGAAGCAUAAAUUACAUGCAAAUGAGUUCUAAACGAUGGCAGGCUGAGGCGGGUAGGCUACAGAGCUUAUCUACAGACAGGCAGGCAAACAGGCAGGGAGACAAGCAGGAAGAUAUGCAGGCAGUCAGGUAGGUAGGCAGGCAGGCAGGGAGACAGGCAGUCAGGCAGUGUGCUGUGCUCUGCCGCUGCAGUAAGGUCAGUAGGGAUUAGAACGUAGAGUGUUAUAAAUGCACCCUAAUCCUUCCUCUUUGGUCCUGUGACUAAUCAAUGUGAGCAGAAUGUGUUUCCUUUGGAACAGCUGGGAGGAGCUCUCUAAAGCAGCCCUAUUGAUUGUUCACACACAGAAUAACACAAUGGGCUUUAAAGGCUGAUCCUCCCUGUAUUAAUAUGUGUAUCUGUGUGAUGCACAAAUCCCCUUCGUUACAAAAUGAAAUAGCUGACUGCAAAGGUAAUUGCUGCCAGCGAGGGGAGGAUGGAGGGAGGGAGAGAGGGAUGAGUGAAAGAAAGGUGGAGAGGUCAGGAAAUACUGUAUGUCUCAUAACUCCACUACUAGCAUUAGGCCUAAUGCUGAGGCACUGGUGUAUUGUGUUCAGACCUGGGUUCAAAAUACUUUGAGCAUUUGCUCUAGCCUGCCUGGAGUGCCAGGUGUGCGGAGUUUGCCGUUCUGGGACCAUUCUAUAGACCCAUUUCCCAGCCACGCCAUGAGAAGUUGCACAGUUUGUCAUCAGAAACGUCGUUGUUUACCUAGCAGUGGAUACGAUCACAUGCAACUUCAAAUGCAGCUUGUGCAAUAAUGAACACGUAAUCAGAUGGUUAUCGUCUACAACAUUGCAGAUCGCAGCUAGCAAGCCAGUGUGGCAAGGUAAAAUAUCAUUGAUAGAGUUAGAUAAAGCAAGAAGGUUAAUAUACUUGUUGAACAUAGUUAUAGCCAACAAUCUUGUGUGUUUUCUUGGUCAUCACUCACUCACUGUUCAGUUUGUCAAAGUCCCAACAUCAGCGUCCUGCUAAGGAGCAUUUUGAUGUUAGGAUGAGCAUGACAUUUGAUGGUAAACAGAAAAUGGCUCUAUAGGUGGUCCAUUAAGUACUUGAGAUUAUUUCAAAUAGUAUUUGAACCCCUGUCUGAUCAUUAGAGAUAUGAUCAGCAUUGCGAAAUGUGGCAUCUGUGUCAUGUGGCCAGCCGCGAGGCCUGAAAUACCAGGAAUCCUUAUUAUUAACAUUCCCCUUGGUGGUUGUUGAUGGACAUGUUGUAGGUUUGAAUAGGAUCAUGUGUCAUGGUAACAUCUUGUUUAUGUGAGUGACAGGGAGACCAGUGGAGGUGACACUAUGUUAAUUAGUAAAUCAAUGCGUUAGUUAUUAAAGUCAUCUUUGCGUUAAAGGACCAUUGCUGCAGGACAUUAAAAAGGCUGAGGAAAACAUAUUUUACUCCAAAAGAGAUGUGUAAAUAUUAGACAUGGUGAUAAGAAAAUGCACUUCAUAGAGCCAUGAUAGGUUUUGGUGUUGUAUUCUACAUAGAUGUUAUGCUGUAAUUACAAGUCCUCCAUGUAUCACACUGUCAAUUAUUUUAUCAGAUUGAUUCUCUAUGAAGUAGAGAUGGUAAUGUUCAUCAUCCUUCCAACAGGCUGCGGGAGGAGUGGCUCAGGAGGCUGAAGCAUCGGAACCAGCAGCUGGAGCGUUUCGAAGAGAAUCACAUCAGAAGGGCCAAGAUGACCCAACAGGCCUUCAAGAUACCCAGUCAAUGA